AUGCCCACAGACACGAAUCUGGAGGAUAGCGUGCAGUCCGACGAAGAUGAUAGUUCCUGGCAAGACGUGUUUCGUACAUCUAAGGAGUAUAAGGCACUAAUAAAGAAUUUUGACAACUAUCACACGGUAGAUUGGGCAAAUGAAACAUAUAUAGAGAACAGAGAUUACUAUAGAGAGCUCUUAAAGUCUCACCAGGGUAAUAUAGAAGAGGGACAAAGCCUCAUAUCAAGGUUCAGAGGUGGAACUGGAACACACCAAUCUGAUGUACACAGUGACUAUCAGAGCGGCUAUAAUUCAGAGUAUGAUAAUGAAUUGGACGAUGACCGGAAUGAUGGUGGCUCGUCAUUUGCCAACCAAGAGGACAUUAAUGAAGCAAUCACGACAAGCAGCUCUAGAAUUGAAGGUGAUUCACUACAACACGGAUCCAGAUUCAGGUAUUUUUCUCUUGGUCGGCAAGGAAGAUCUUCGGAACGAAAUGAUAACAGAAAAAGUAUAAACGCUCGCAUAAUGCGCCAGAUAAAACGUCAGGUGAGUCGAAUCCAGAUUGUGAAGAGUAGAUUGUGGAUUACAUUUCAGGUGUGGCUUGCACUUACCAUUAUCGGAGGUCUGGUCGGCUUUAUCGCUGGAUGCCUUAACAUUAUCACGGAGUGGCUCGGAGACCUUAAAGAGGGAUACUGCUCGGCGGGAUUUUACCUUAACAAGAGCUUUUGUUGCUGGGGAGAAGCAGCAGGCCAAUGCUCGAGCUGGGUUCCAUGGUCUUCGAUGUUUGUUGUUCGUUAUAUAGUGUACAUUAUAUUUUCUGUGCUUUUCGGAACCAUUGCUGCAAUUUUGUGCAAAUACUAUGCACCCACAGCUGCGGGAUCCGGAAUAUCCGAGGUCAAGUGUAUAGUCUCUGGCUUUGUUACAGACAAGGUGCUUGGAUGGCCAACUUUAUUCAUAAAGAGCAUUGGUCUACCGUUGGUGAUAGCAUCUGGCCUUAAUGUGGGCAAGGAAGGACCAAGUGUCCACUAUGCUGCUUGCGUCGGCAAUGUUAUUUCGAAACUUUUCAGCAAUUUCGAACGCUCGUUUGUUCACCAGUCUCAGUUUCUUACUGCUGCAUCUGCAUCUGGUGUUGCUGUGGCCUUUGCAUCUCCAAUUGGAGGUGUGCUUUUCUCAAUUGAGGAGAUCACCUCAAACUUCAAGCUUUCAACUUUGUGGGAGAGCUAUUAUUGUGCCCUAGUUGCCACAGGCGUUCUUUCUGUAAUGAAUUCUUUCAGAACCGGGCAGAUUGUCGUUUUCCAGGUUUCGUACGAUACCACGUGGAGGUAUUUUGAGAUUCCAUUCUUUAUUAUUUUAGGAAUAUUUGGAGGUGUCUACGGAAUAGUUAUCUCCAAGUUCAAUAUCAAAUGGGUUGCUUUUAGAAACAAGUAUCUGAAGAAAUAUCCCGUCACUGAAGUGGCUAUACUAUGCUUGCUAACAGCUGCCGUCGGAUAUUUCAGUGAGUUCAUUCGACUGGAUAUGACUGAAGGUAUGGGAAUUCUUUUCCAUGAAUGCCACAACAACAAUGGAGGAGAUGAUGGUGUUACGGGGUUUUUUGAAAACGAGAUUUGCCGGGCGGCCUUGAACAAGAACACCUUAAUUCGUACUAUUGUGAGUCUCUUGUUCUCCACCGCGCUUAGAAUGAUUUUUGUCAUAAUCUCGUACAACAGCAAAGUGCCGUGUGGCAUUUUUGUUCCUUCCAUGGCUGCAGGGGCAACAUUCGGAAAAGCAAUAGGGCUUAUAUCCGAAGCGAUUUUCAAUGAUCCUGAACAAUGCCUAGCAGGUAAAAGAAAUUGUAUAAUUUCUGGUACAUAUGCCUUUCUAGGAGCAGCUGCAGGAUUGUGUGGAAUAACAAACCUCACUCUGGCAGUGGUCAUUAUUAUGUUUGAGCUCACUGGUGCGUUAAACUACAUCGUUCCAACAAUGAUUAUAGUUACCGUAACCAAAAUAGUGGGUGAUCAUUUUGGAAUCGGCAUGGGAGGGGUGUGUGACCAGAUGGUUCGUUUUAAUGGAAUACCAUUUUUGGAUGUCAAGGAAGAACACAACUAUGGCGAUCACACAAUAAGUGAUGUGAUGACUAUGGAUGUGGUGGCAUUGCCAUAUAAGAAUUUAAAAUUCUCACAAUUGGAUAUACUAUUGAAAGAGACAAGGUUCAGUGUAUUUCCUAUUAUUGAGUCGGUUGCCAGUAGGGCUGUUGUGGGUGUGACAACUAAGAGAAAUCUAAUCAGUGCUUGUAAGGCGGCAAAAAGAGAAGCAAGCAAAAAAGCACACGCUGCUCUUUCUGCUAAUGCACAUGCUGUUGGAAGCAGCAACGGAGCAGAUCACCGUGCCAGCACGAUCAGCACAGAUGCCAUUUAUGAUCUAGGAAGCAAAAACGUGAGGUUUGUGUCAGAUGAAAAGGUGACUAACAUUACAGGUAUAAGACAUGAUAACGAUAAUGAUGAUGAGGCGGACGGAGGGGAAUAUCUCGAAGAGAAUGAAAUAAACUUGGAAGACUACAUGCUUCCGGAGAGCUUCAGUAUUGACGUGAAGUCAUCUCUACAUUUUGCAUUCGAUAUCUUUGCGAAAUUAGGACCACAGGUUAUAAUUGUCGAAGAUGAAGGCAAGUUGGCCGGUUUAGUCACUAGGAAGGAUUUGGCAAAGUUUGAGCUUUAUUUGCACUAUUCGGAACAUGGAAACGUGUUCAUAAGUCCGCAGGAUGAGAUAAUUUUUGAGAAGAUUUGGCAGCUGGGUUCAGGGAUUCGAGAUGUAUUUAAGAAUAUUAUCAGCAAACUGCUGUGCUUCAAGAAAAGGCGCCAAAAUUUCAACAGAUCUGGAAUUGAAAUCGAUGUAAUGCCAGAUCAACAAUAA
This is a messenger RNA of Brettanomyces bruxellensis, 2868 nucleotides long. RefSeq lists its product as uncharacterized. Gene Ontology annotation, cellular component: early endosome; Golgi apparatus; fungal-type vacuole. The transcript has a single exon. Gene Ontology annotation, biological process: intracellular iron ion homeostasis; chloride transport; transmembrane transport. Gene Ontology annotation, molecular function: voltage-gated chloride channel activity. Bases 1 to 2868 code for a protein of 955 amino acids. The record is from RefSeq and is a predicted model, not a curated record. NCBI's taxonomy places the organism in Eukaryota, Fungi, Ascomycota, Pichiomycetes, Pichiales, Pichiaceae.